AGAAGAAAGAAGGGGAAAAGAGGCUUUCAAGAGAAAGCUAGGGAGCCAACAACACCCUGUAAUCCGUGAUAGGAUUACAAGACUAAAGAUUCCCAGUGGUCCCGCCUGAUAGAUGAGAGGCGCAAUUUAGGAGCUGUUUGCUACUGAGUUGAAACAAUUCCGCAGAAGCACAUUUGGCUAAGGAGCCAUGGAACCAGGAGAGAGGCACCCUCAGCAGAUAAGGCAAGUGCUGCUAUUCUUUGUUUUCCUGGGAGGGUCUUUGGUGUGUUCAGAGCCCUGGCACUAUUCUGUGGCAGAGGAAAUGGAGAUCGGUUCUGUUAUAGCCAAUGUGGUGAAAGAAAUAGAUUUGUCUGUGGAAGACUUGGUUGCACGGGGGGCGAGAGUCAUCUUUGACGACUAUAAACCUUAUUUACAGUUGGAUCCACAGACUGGCAACUUGUUCUUAAAUAAGCAACUGGACCGGGAGGCACUUUGCCAUUUCACAGAGCCAUGUAUAUUGCAUUUCCAGGUAUUAUUUGAAAAUCCUUUACAAUUUUUUCGGGCUGAACUUUGGGUUAAAGACAUAAAUGAUCAUACCCCUGCUUUCCUAGACAAGCAAAUAAUUCUGAAAAUCUCAGAAGCUACUGCUCCAGGAACCUCAUUCCAAAUGGACAGUGCUCAGGACUUGGAUGUAGGAAAGAAUGGUGUCCAAAACUACACAUUAAGUCCCAAUUCUUAUUUCCACCUUAAAUUACAAGACAGUGAUGAUGGCAGAAAAUUCCCAGAGCUGUUACUGGACCAAUCUCUGGAUCGGGAAAAGGAGCCCGAGUUUAGAUUAACACUAACAGCCUUGGAUGGUGGGUCUCCGCCCAGGUCUGGAACUACACUGGUUCGUGUUUUGGUUUUAGAUAUCAAUGACAAUGCUCCAGAGUUCCAAAGGCCUGUCUAUGAGGUUCAGGUACCAGAAAACAGCCCUGUGGACUCCUUGGUCAUCAGGGUGUCUGCUACAGAUUUGGAUGCGGGAAUAUAUGGAGAAUUAUCCUACUCAUUUUCUCACGUCUCCACAGACAUUCGGAAAACAUUUGAAAUCCAUCCAGUUUCUGGUGAAAUCCAUUUAAAAGCGCUUCUGGAUUUCGAGUUAAUUCAGUCAUAUACAAUAAAUAUCCAGGCCAUUGAUGGGGGUAGCCUUUCCGGAAAAUCAGCAAUUUUAGUUCAGGUUGUGGAUGUGAAUGACAACGCACCAGAAAUAGUCAUGACAUCUCUGACUAGCCCCAUACCUGAAAAUUCGUCACCUGAAAUGGUGGUCGCUGUUUUUAGCAUACGAGACCUAGAUGCUGGGGACAACGGGAGGAUGGUGUGCUCCAUUCAGGAUGACCUCCCUUUUCUCUUGAAGCCUACCUUUAAAAAUUUCUACACCCUGGUAACAGAGAGCCCCCUAGAUAGAGAGAACCAGGCCGAGUACAACAUCACCAUCACCGUCACCGACCUGGGGACC
This is a messenger RNA of Lontra canadensis (Northern American river otter), 1474 nucleotides long. Its product is annotated as protocadherin beta-18-like. The transcript has a single exon. The annotation marks the transcript as partial. Gene Ontology annotation, biological process: homophilic cell-cell adhesion. The record is from RefSeq and is a predicted model, not a curated record. Gene Ontology annotation, cellular component: plasma membrane. Gene Ontology annotation, molecular function: calcium ion binding. NCBI's taxonomy places the organism in Eukaryota, Metazoa, Chordata, Mammalia, Carnivora, Mustelidae.